AUGUCUACUGCCGUCGAGAACGUCGCCGACAAAGUCGCCUCCAACACCACCAACGAGGCCCCCAACGGCACUGCUCCUGCCCAGGAACAGCAGCCGCAGCCCACCGACGCUGCUGCUGCCAGUGCCGAUGAGGGACGUCGGCUGUACAUUGGGAACCUCGCAUAUGCGACCACUGAGGGGGAGCUCAAGGAGUUCUUCAAGAACUACAAGAUUGAAAGCACCUCCAUCCCCGUGAACCCCCGCACCAACCGCCCCGUUGGCUACGCCUUCGUGGACCUCGCCACCGCACACGAGGCCAGCGCUGCCAUCCAAGAGCUCUCUGGCCAGGAGAUUCUCCAGCGUAAGGUUUCGGUCCAGUUGGCCCGCAAGCCUGAGCCUGCAGAGGCCAAGGAGGGUGCUGCAAGUGGCGGUGAGGGCGAAGGCCGCAAGAGGACCGGCGGUCGGGGCCGUGGCCGUGGCCGUGGCCGCGGUCGUGGAGGUCGCGUCGGACGUGGUGGCCGCUCUGACCAGGCCCAAAAGACUGAGGCCCCCACCAACGUCCCUGCCCAGGCUGAUCCUUUGACCGACAACCAGGCCAACAACGCUGCUACCACCGAGCAGGGCAAGCCUCGUGGCCGUGUCCAGCAGAAGCAGCGUGGUCCUCCUGAGGAUGGUAUUCCGUCCAAGACCAAGGUCAUGGUGGCUAACCUGCCGUAUGAUCUGACCGAGGACAAGCUCAAGGAGCUCUUCAGCGCCUACCAGCCGGUCUCCGCCAAGAUCGCCUUGCGUCCCAUUCCUCGUUUCAUGAUCAAGAAGCUCCAGGCUCGCAACGAGCGCCGUAAGGGCCGUGGUUUCGGUUUCGUCACUCUCAGCUCGGAGGAGCAACAGGAGAAGGCCGUCAAGGAGAUGAACGGCAAGGAGAUUGAGGGUCGGGAGAUCGCUGUCAAGGUUGCCAUCGACAGCCCCGGCAAGGAGGAUGACGCCCCCGAGGCUGAGAAGUCUGAGGAGGUCGUCCCUGCUGCGGGUCAGGAGAACGCCCCGGCUGCUGCUUAA
This is a messenger RNA of Aspergillus chevalieri, 1032 nucleotides long. RefSeq names its product RNA-binding protein. The transcript has 4 exons. The coding region runs from base 1 to 1032 and encodes 343 amino acids. Lineage: Eukaryota; Fungi; Ascomycota; Eurotiomycetes; Eurotiales; Aspergillaceae. Gene Ontology annotation, molecular function: mRNA binding. Gene Ontology annotation, cellular component: cytosol. The record is from RefSeq and is a predicted model, not a curated record.